Condylura cristata (star-nosed mole) is the source of this 1500-nucleotide messenger RNA. RefSeq names its product ankyrin repeat domain 53 (gene ANKRD53). Gene Ontology annotation, molecular function: protein binding. The record is from RefSeq and is a predicted model, not a curated record. Gene Ontology annotation, biological process: positive regulation of microtubule polymerization; regulation of mitotic cytokinesis; regulation of mitotic spindle organization. The coding region runs from base 1 to 1500 and encodes 499 amino acids. Gene Ontology annotation, cellular component: spindle pole. The transcript is spliced from 6 exons. Lineage: Eukaryota; Metazoa; Chordata; Mammalia; Eulipotyphla; Talpidae.
AUGACCUUCCCAGGCCACCCCACCCGGAGCUGGAGUUCCAGCGAGGCGGGCGUGCAGAGUAGGUCACCCUGGGACAUCCUGAAGAGCGGUGGAGUGGAGCACAGCCCCUGCCAACCAGCGUAUCUCCAGGCAGACAGAGAGGAAAAUCUAAUGACCAGGAAAAGUGAAGAGGAGUCCCAGCUGCUUAGACUGCUGGAUGAGUGGGAUGUAGUGGAGAUUGGGAAUUACUAUGAAUUCUUCGCAGCUGGCUUGGGUAACCUGGAAUGGCUGCGGUUCUGUCUGAAUCGCAAACAUGAUGGAAUCCUGAAGGAUGACAAGGGUUUCACUGCCAUCCACUUCGCAGCCCAGAAUGGCAAGCUUGCCAGCCUGCAGGUCCUGAUAGAGGAGUACCAAUUUCCCGUGGACCUGCCUACUAACAAUGGCCAGACGCCCCUGCACCUUGUCAUCCAGGGGGACAAGGCCAACACCCUCCCCUGCAUUCUCUACUUACUGAAGAAAGGAGCUGCCCUCACCGCUGAGACAUGCAACGGCUCCACACCCCUGCACCUGGCAGCCCGAGAGGGCCUGCUGAGUUGCGUGAAGGUCCUGGUGCAGAACGGUGCCAACGUCUAUGCUCAAGAUGCCAUGGGCUGCAAGCCCAUUGAUUACUGCAUUAUAUGGAAUAACCGCGACUGUGCCAGGUUCUUGAAACAUGCCAUGUGGAAACAGGACAAGAAGCACUUUGCCCAUGAGAUGCGGAAGCUGAAGAAACUCAAGGACGAGCUGGCCCUCGUGGAGCACAACUACCUGACUGAGUGUCAAGAAGAGCACCAAAUUCUGAGAGAAAGUGAGCUCAAGAAGUGGCUCCAACGCAAGCGGCUACAACACCAUGCUGAGCGGCAGCUGCAUGCCCUCCCCCAGGUCGUCCCUCACUCCAAGGCCCCCAGGCACCAGGGAUUGUCACUUCCCAAGCUCGUCCUCCUGUCCCCAGAGGCACGCCUCCGACAGAUACUGCAGCCCAAGCCACAGCCCUUGGAGAAACCCAUAUCCCUCCGCCCUCAGUCCACAGUCACUCGGCCCAUGGUGUGGAACUUUAGCAACAAUCCUGCCAGAUUCCCCACUGCCCAGAUCAGAUACCCCCAAGGCAUCCGCCUGGGCGUGCACCCAGACCCCAGCCUGGAACGCGACCUCAGCAGCUUCCUGGAGGUGAGGUCUGACGAACAGGGUGGUCCAACACUCUACACAGUGGCCGGCGACCAGGUGGCGCCUCUGCCCCAGCUGCCCUUCGAGGUGAUAGUCCACACUCUGUGCCCUUCAGUGCAGCCAGAGAGGAUGAAGGUGCCCCAGGGUUUCUGCUCUGUCAGCGUGAUGGAUGUGCCCCAGAAGCGGCACUGGGACAACGCUUUUAGGACCGACACUCUGGCUAUGAACCUGCGUGAGACAUUUGACGAAGCCUUCCUGGCAGCCGUGGGAACCUGUCAAGGGUUCCCCACUCUGCCCUCCCCGAAAACCCCUCCAUAA